This is a messenger RNA of Hyla sarda, 1792 nucleotides long. RefSeq names its product zinc finger BED domain-containing protein 5-like. The transcript is spliced from 2 exons. The record is from RefSeq and is a predicted model, not a curated record. NCBI's taxonomy places the organism in Eukaryota, Metazoa, Chordata, Amphibia, Anura, Hylidae. The coding region runs from base 1066 to 1722 and encodes 218 amino acids.
CCGAUGCGUUUGCGAAAGUGACUGAUUCUGAAGGUGUUGGACCGUUUUCUGAUAUGACAGGCCAACAAAUUCCACAAAAACGGCCGUGGCAGCAGCAACAUAAGAAGCCACCAGAAGAAAAAUACGACUAUAUACUGAAGAAUAUUUGACCUAUGGUUUUGUCAGCAAUGGUGUGGACCCUCCACUUCCACUCUGUGUCAUAUGCACCGAAACUCUGUCCAAUCACAGCUUGAAACAGUCAAUUAUGAAGAGACACCUACAAACCAAACAUACAGAAUUGAAAGAUAGACCGGAGGGAUAUUUCAAGAGGAAACAUGAGAGUAUGAUAAAAGGCAUCGCAAUAAUUCACAGAUAUCUGCAUAUGUCUGAGAAAGCUUUGCGCACCUCAUAUGAAGUAAGUCUUUUGGUUGCGAAAACAGGGAAACCUCAUACUAUUGUUGAGGAGUUGGUUCUUCCUACAGCAAUAAAAAUUGCAGAAAUAAUGAUAGACAAGAAAGCAGUCGAUACGGUGAAAACUAUCCCACAUUCGGAUGAUACUGUAUCAAGGAGAAUUCAAGAAAUGGCUUACGAUAUAAUCAAGCAAGUCUGUGAGCAGAUCAAAGUGUGGAUCAAGUGGUGGGAUUUUCAGAAGAAGUAUUAGCUUGCAAAUCUUUGCCGGGAAAAACAACAGCACAAGAGAUUUUUGAGUUCCUUCAGAGUGUCUUGCCGCUCAUAGACUUGAAUGGAUGUGGUGUGUUUCUGUGUGCACAGAUGGCGCAGCUAUCAUGACGGGUCACCGUGGAGGCUUGAAAGCAUUGGUGAAAGGGAAAAAUCCAUCAGUACAAUGGAUUCACUGCAUUAUUCAUCGACAAUCACUUGCCUCGAAAAAAUUAAUCGUGGAGUUACAUGAGACACUGAACACUGUGAUAAGCGUUGUCAACUUUAUCAAGUCAUGUGCUUUCAACUCCCGGCUCUUUCGACUGGUUUGCCAGGACGUGGGUUCGGAACAUGUAACUUUGUUUUUACAUACAGAAGUCAGGUGGCUGUCUCAAGGAAAAGUUUUAAACAGGUUAUUUGAGCUUCGACAUGAAAUUUAUGUCUUUCUUGAAGAUCAGAAAUCUGCUUUUGCAGCGCACUUUGAGGACGAGCAAAUUCGCAUAUGUUGCCGACAUAUUUGUCAAUGAGUUGAAAUUUAAACUUCAAGGACAGAACAGCAACAUAUUUUCUUCCAUUGACAACAUGCAAGCUUUUCGUAACAAACUUAUCUACUGGAAAAACAGAAUUUCUGCUGGAGAUUUUGCAGUCUUCCCAACAAUUUCAUGUUUUUGUGAAGAAUCGAGCAUCGAGCAUUCAAUCUUUCCUAAUAUCAAAGCAUUGAUCAUCAAUCAUUUGAAGAAUCUGGAAAACGAAAUUCUCCAAUAUUUUCCUGAAAUUGAAACAGAUGGUGCCCAGAACAACUGGAUUUUGGAUCCUUUUUGUGAAAACAAUGUUGACACAGCAGAACUUUCUGUUGACUUGAAAGAGAAAUUAUUUGAAAUUGCAGCAGACAGAACGUUGAAAGCAAGAAUGGACAGCAACGUGGGAGAUUUCUGGCAUAGUGUGCGUAACGAAUAUGAAGAUUUGAGUAAUGCAGCAUUGACGGCAUUGUUGCCUUUUCCAUCAACGCAUUUAUGUGAAAGUGCUUUCUCGGCUUUGACUGCAAUAAAAACUAAAGCAGCAUCCAUCCUCGCAUCAAGUCUUUGAUGGCACAGAAACAAGCCCAAGUAUCACAUUAGAAAGCACAAGCCCCUCCUCUGCGUCGAGCGGAGUCUCA